UAGGCUGCUAGUGACCGGCGGACGGCCCGCCUGGGCAUCCUAUGAGCGUCCGAAACGUUGCCAGUUGUCUAGCUAACUGAAGAAAGUUGGCACACAUUGCAGUGCAUAGCCAGGAACAAUGACAUGUGCUUAGGUAAUUGUGGAUCGAGCAAGGGCAGGAACGCAUGGAAGACGCUGCAAAGCUGAGCGAUGGCUGACGCGUGCCGCUUGCGGCAGGGUGUGGUGUGUAGAGUAUUUGGCCUUUUGCUAUUGGCGCUGAUCAGAUGCGAUGCUGUCGCGCCAGAUGCUGCCCAUGCUGUGGAGCAGAACUCGAGCAGAGGAGUAUCAGGGGAGACUGCUCCUAGGUUUGAAUGGGUUUCAAAGGAGGAGCUAACAGCGCUUGUGAGAGAAGAGGAGUAUGCGCUCUGCGUUGCUCAAGUGCCAUGGUGCGGUCUCUCAAGGAAGUUCACCCGCGACAUCGAGCAGAUGCUCCAGGCGGACCCAGAUCGAUGGCCGGGAUUGCGCCUGUGCAAGAUCAACGGCCACAAAGAGCCCCAGCUGGCAGCCAGCCACGGCCUACACCGGCAGUGGCCCGCUGUGACGGUAUACUUACGCGGCAGGGCCAUAAGCUACCCUUUCAAGCUGGUCGCACGGCCCCUUCUCGAGGCGCUCGAGUCGGUGAUGAAAAUGCGGCGGGAGGAUGUGCCGAUUCGGACAAUCGGUAGCUUUAAAGAAUGGAGGGGGGUGUUGCAGGAAACAGAGGAAGUGAUCGUACUCUACGAUCGGUGCGGGGGGGGAAAAGCGGGGGUGCGCUUGGGGGGGGACGCUGUGCGGUGGCAGAACGGAAGCGUGCUUGGGGGGCAAACGGCUUGCAGCGGCAGCUGUUUGAGGGGAAUCGCUCCUUUCCAGGGGGGCUGCGAGACUGCAGUGAUAAGCUCCAAAAGUAGGACCCUUAAUAGCCAUGCUGGUGCUGUCGUGGAACAUUCUGCACAAAAAAAGAGCGGGUCGGCGAGGUUUCUAGUUGCGGAAAAUGGGGGAGUGAGUGAGGGGACUUCCCAAUGCCUUGCGCCCCAAUCCAGACCCCCUGUCCUAACAGAGACUUGCCCUGUACCAGACGUCCCCUCCAGCCUUAACCACCCAGAGACAGGAGAUCAGCCGCAUUUAGGAGACGCGGAAGGAGGACAAGAAGUAGACGACCCCGGUUAUUGCUCCCAGGCAGAAGCGGUACAAGCGGCGUUGAUCAGAGCCGAGGCGGAAGACCUGGCCUGGCGACUGCUCCUCCUCCCCUCAAAGCUGCUCCUACUGCGUGUGACCGACCCUCAGAUCUUGGAGGCGGCUCUUAGGAAAGAUGUAGUUGAGCGGAGGGAGAGUGUGGAUGUGAGGGGCUUCGGUGGUUGGAUCCGAGAUCUUUUGCGCACGCUCAUUCCUGGCGGGGAGAGUGCUCUCUCUUUGAACGCCGACUUCUCUGGGGGCCGCGGUUUCGAAGAAGGGUCGUGGACAGUGCUGGGCAGGUCUUUGCUGUCCAGGUUCGCACGCUUCUGGAUUCGAGAAGAGAGCUCGGCAGGCUCUCAGGGAACGAUGGGGUCUGGUCGGGGGCGCGCUUUCGACGAACCGAAUGAACGAAACGUAGAAGAUAGGUCACUCUUAUCGGAAGCCAGCCAGUCAAGGGUUGAAGGGCUAGGGAUUUCGAGAAUCUCUAAAUUUCCCUGGUUGGUUCUAGUCCAGACGCAAGGCCGGGGGCCGCCUAGAGGGUUCUACGGGGGCGCAAACCUGACUGCGUUCCUGGAGGGGGUUCCGUUUCCGCUGCUAGAGGAGCUCAAGUACGACGAGAUCGGGGGGGCGUUCCAGUCUAAGCUGCCUGUCGUGUUGCUGUUCGUCGAUAUGUACAGUCGAAGCGAGGGGGUUCGAAAUGCUAGCCGGCGAGCAAUUAGGGAGUUGAGGGCUGUGGGCGAAAGGAUGGAAGGUUUUUCGGUGACUGGUACAGGGUUAGCGGAGGAAGGUUCUCUGUUGGAAGGGUUGGAGAUCGAGGGGCUCGAGGGGUCUGGCGAGAAGACCGCAGACGAAGGUUUGGUUGCGGGUGAAGAAGCGGAGUUUGCGGGUAGGGAAGCUAAGGGGAACGGAGAAGAGUCGAGCGAAGAUGUGCCUUGGGGAGGGGGGGAGACUGGAGGCACAGUUUCUGAUAGAUCGGACAAGGAAGUUGAAUCGAAAGCGGACGAGGUGAACGGGUGCGAAGUGGAGGAAAAGAGUGAAAGCGGAAGUAACAGUAAAGAGGACGGGAAAAGCGCUACUGGCAACGGCAGCGGCGCCGACCGGGGGGCUGGCAACGCAGAGAAGACGUCCGAGAAGCAAGUUGCCGAGUCUGAGUCCACGAAAGCGGACGGGAUCGCACGCAAUUCGGGAGUUGCAAGCUCUGUCAGAAGCCCUGCGGAAAGCAGAGACGAAACAGUGGAGAGUUUGCCGGCGGAGGCGGAGAGUGCGGGGCUGCAAAAGGAGGUAGUUUCGGGGGGCAGCUCUGUGGUGGCACUUGGGGGGGGGGGCGAGCCUGGCUUCGCGAACGCGGCCAGCGGUUUGCAGGGGGGCAACACGCAGGCCUUGUUUGAACAGCUGGCGGCGCGGCUCAAGGGCAUGCCGGCAGGCAGCACGUUCGAGAUCGAAGUCCACGAGGCCCCUCAACAGGGCCUCGCGAAACAGGCUGCGCUUGGGGCGUCGGAGAAGCAGGGGCGAACGGAGGGGGGGAAAACGGGGAAGUUCAAGUAUGUGUACAUGGACGGGGAAGAGGCCUUGCCGCGGCGCAUGGGGGUCGACAUCGACCUUGGAAACGGGGUUGGCGUGCCGGCGUUGGCGAUCAUCGACGCCGAUAAUGGGGCCUUUUACUUCUACCCCCCAGAGCGGCCCCUCAGCCAGGGGGCCAUUGAGGAGUUUCUGCUCUCGUCUCGGGGGGGUACGCUGCAGCCCAAUCUGAGGUCUGAGCGGGCCCCCUGGCUGCCCCCCCGGUUGCGCAAGGGCGCGAGGGCGGCGUUUCCUCUCCCCCCCGUUUCGGCGGCGGACUUCUCAGCGCGUGUGUUUGGGCAGCCUGCAAAACGGACAGCAAGUGCAGAAAGCGUUGAAAGUCGCGGGGAGGGGGAUCUGGAAGGGGCGUCCGAGAGCGAGUCUAAUCGUGACCAAGGGAGGGGGAGGAGGCCGGAUAGAGGUGCCGUAAAACCUUGGAGCCUUUUCACCCUUUUUGCCCGAAGACAAGAUUCUGCCGGCAGUGCGCCGGUGACCAGCCCCCCCGGAAUUAAGACCAGGAGCGCGGGGCCUACCGGGGGGGGCUUUUUGCACUCGGAUGCUCUCCCCGGACCGAGCAGCCUGGUUCUUUUUACAACGAACUGGUGCGGCUUCUGUCAGCGUGCUGAGGUGGUCCUCCAAGAAGUCGCCCUUUUGGUUGAGUCGGGGCAAAAACUCGGUGUGAGUGGAACGGCAGGGAGCGCAGGGGCUGGGGUUUUGACACCAAAGCGAAGUGGGGCGUCGGAAGCAGGAGUGCUUGGGGAAGAGGGAAGGGCGAAGGAGUCGAUGCGGCUACGGGUGUUUCGGAUGGACUGCGACGAGAACGAUUGUGCGACUGUGACUGGGCUUCAGAUUCUCGAGUACCCAUCGCUGGUGCUCUUCGCAGCUGGCAACGAAACUGCACCGGCGAUCUAUAGGGGCUCCUUCGUCGUCCAGGACAUUCUUACAUUCUUGAGUCGAAACAAAACCCCUAUCGGAAAGCAGAAGUUGAGACGAUAAUGAGAAUCUUCAACCAUCAUAUAAUAUGGUCCGUUUGAAAACUCUGAGCCUGCCAUGCAGCAUGCUCAAUCAUGCCUCCUGGGUAUGUGAUCUUCGUGCA
Klebsormidium nitens is the source of this 3844-nucleotide messenger RNA. The record is from the annotation of a GenBank genome assembly. Lineage: Eukaryota; Viridiplantae; Streptophyta; Klebsormidiophyceae; Klebsormidiales; Klebsormidiaceae.